UAUAUUACUUGAUAUUACAUGUGACGCCAUGACCCGUAAGAUGUGACAAGUCUAUUUUUAUCGUGUUCGACGAUUAAAUUGAAUUACAAAUUUUUAUAUUCGCCAUAGCAAAUAGAGAGUGUAAGAAACAUUCUGAUCUUUUUCGAGUUAAGAAGAUCAAAAUCAAUGAGUCAUGUUAUUCAUAAACGCAGCAAGGAACCAAAUAAACGAAGAGCAAGGAAAACGCCACGUAUUGAUCGUCGGAUAAGUAACCGCUUAUUGGAAACAUUCUCUUCUAGAGGAGAGAAAACAACGACUUUAGUAUAUUAAAAUAACCUGACUUACCUACAAUCAGUUAAUCGUUAUUGUAUAUGAAACAUUGUUAGAUGGCGCUAAUAUAUCAAAACCACGACAUUGUCAAUGAUCGGUGCCCAUAAUACGACAUCUCGCGAUUGCUCUAAUGCAACACUGCUUGCACGAGUCGUGUUAGGAUCGUGGGUGGAUAAUGUUCGGGUAGUGAGCAUGUUAUUUAAUCCUAUUCUAAAAGUGCUAAAAGUACGACGAUGAGAGUGGUGUUCAGUGGUUUAUUCGUCGAAUAUUCCUUACAUAAUCCAUAAACAUUGGUUUAUUAGCAUAAACAUAUUCUUAUAAUUUACGUUGUAUAACAGAUUUAGAAUCGCUGAAUUAAUACUCGCAGCUAUAUUCAACUCCUACACACGAUAAGCCCGCGUGGCACGAAUUAACAGUGAAACCAAAUGUUCUUUAUCCAUAAUUUUUCUGUGUUUUAUCUUCGUUUCUAAGCUCAUAAUCAUAAUAAUUGCACAUAGGCGUCUAUAAUACAUGUUAGGACUUUCUGAAGACUUGUACAAGCGAAGGAAUCUGUUAUUAUUCCAAAUUCAUGUUUUAAAGGUGAAAUUCGACGAAGUUUGACUUUUUCGCACAGGAAUUUUGCGAAGACAUGAAAUAAGUUAAAUGAACAGGAUGGUUCGUCACGGCAGCGAAAGGUCCUUACAUUCCCCGCAAUCGAUGCAUGCAGAUUAUUCAGCUCAUGUAAACAACACCAAUGAAUCACCCUCGAUGGACUUAGAAUCGUCAGAAUUAGCAACAUGUACUGACAACAAUAGCAGCACGCUCAAGGUCAAUGCCGAUAACAGCGUGGUUUACACGACAGGAAGUGCACCGAGUACCGUUCCGUCACCCUCGGUAUCUUCGGUAUCCUCUUCGUUGGAUUCUCGGAUUCCACGUCCCUCGCCGACAGGUCUACGUCGUUCGGUUAGCAUGCGCAUGCGCGGUGAGCGAGUUUCACCGAAUCAUCCACCACCACCACCCAGUACCGCGGUCACCGCGGGUCUGAGUAGGUCUUAUCAACAGUGUCGUCGCUUUAACCUCCUGCACCACCAGCAACACCAUCAUCUGGACCAUCGCACUUUUCCCGUCAUCACGGAGAAUGGAACCGAAUCACCCCGACAACGAUCUCUCAGCCUUUCAUUGACCCCGGCGAGGCCGCGACCUGGACACGCGGCCUCCGGAGGAUCAAGCACUGGAAUUGCCGAUGACAGCGAUGCAGAAAGCGUAAAAAGUUACGGAAGUGCCUGCAGUACCGCAAGCGCCUGUGAUCAUGCUACGUUUGCUCUCAACGGUACCACGUGGUCGGGUAGAUCACGAAAAUACGUUGUUCAUUGUUCAAACCAUACCGGGGACAAUGAACAAUACCUUACGCCUACUCAAAGAGCAGCUAGACAAGUUAAAAAAUUUCAGGCUUUGUUAAAAGAAGCGCGAAAGGAGAUUGAAGAGAAAGACCAGGAGAUAUUUCGACUAACGAAGGAAGUAGUGGAAUUAAGAUUAUACAAAGCUUCUCUGAAUAGCCCCGAUGAAAGAACAGAUAGUAGCGAUGCUCUCACUGUACGAGAGAACAAUCCUUUUUCACCUGAAUCGCCAAGCAAGGAUUUACCGGACGAAGGUACACUACAAAAGGUCGCAAGUCCAGAAACUCCAGAAAAAUGUGCCCCCUCUGAUCUACCUUCCUCCCUUGCGGACUCGGGUCAUUUUGAAGACGGAUCCGUCCAUUCGAAAGAUUCUGUAUAUAUACCAGAGGUGCAACCAGAAAGUACACAUGUUACUGCAACGCCUAAUACAGUUCCCGAAAAUAGUACUUCCGAUACGUUUGUAAGAUCCGCUGCAGAAAUACCAGAAAGAGAUGAAGUGAGACGCAAGUUGGUGAAUCUUUAUGAAAGUAGAAUUGAAGAAAUGCAUCGUAGACAUGUUGAUGAACUUCAAGAACUCAAGCAAAAACACAACGACAAGGUAGAAAGUUUAUUGAAUCAAUUGGCUGAAGUUAAUACACGUUACUGCGAAGUGAGGCCUUCUGUUGAUGCUGCAGAAACCCGUGCUCGUGAAUUAGAAGCGGAACUAGAAACCGUGAAAACGGAACUUUCUGAACAAAAGGCUUUGUUAAACGAGCAAGAAGAAAGAAAUAAACAAAUGUACCUGAGAAUGUAUGCCAAAGGGCAGGAAGCUGCACGCCUAGAACAAGCUGAUCAGAUAUAUGAACAUGCGCAUCAAACACCACCAAAGGUUACUGUUGCAGAGCUACUUCAACAAUUAACAAUUACACAAGCAGAAUUAGAAAAUAUCAAGGACACAAGCUACUCGCCUGAACCUCACAUUUCAGCCGAUCGUAGCCAAAGUUUAUUAAGUGCUCAGGAGGCUGUUUCUCUCUGGGUCCUUGGCACACGUAAGGCAAUGUAUCGACGUAUCAUAGAAGCGCGAAAUAAUCAAGGUGCCCUUGAUCCAGAGAUCACAUUGCAGUUCCUAAAAUCGGCGAUUUACUAUUUCUUAACGGAUAAAGAAAAUCAUCAUGGGCAUCUGAACGCAAUUGAAAGCAUUCUAGGAUUCACAGAAGUUGAAAAGCACAAUAUCGAUAAAAUAUAUCGAUCAAUAAGAAAGUAAUAUUUACAACAUUUUAAUUAUUAAAUUUUAAUGCAUACAGAUCUAGGAUUUCCGGACAAUUCGUUUAUUCUUAAAAAAUGCCAACUGAAAAAUAUGUAAACAGGUAUGAAUUAUCUUUGACUUACAUUUUGUUUGAGAUCAGUCUACAUAAACUAUGAGUUACAUACUUGCAUUAGUAAAAUAGCAUAUAAUAUUGUUAUAUAGUCACGAACAAAAAUAUUGGCAUACUGUUUAAAACAGUAUACAUUUUUUUAAAUUGGAUCAAAUGAUUUGAUUUUUUUAAAAAGAUGUUAGAAGAUUAGUCGACAGUUGGUCGGAAUAUAGUAAAGGUAAUUUUUUACGACUUCUUUAUCUGGGCCUGUAAUAAAAAUUUUAACAACACAUUUUAAAGAGUUAUGUCAGUUAUAUACUUGCUAAAAAUUUUAUCGAAAUCGGUUGAUGCAAAAACAAACAACAGGUAUCGAAAGAUGAACAAAAAUGUAGAUUUAUUAUCGUUACGAAAACUGUGUUUCAUCAUUUUUAACCUUUGUAGCUUAUAGCAAUGUUAACAGAUUUCGACGAAAUUUUCAUCAUAUAUAUAACUAACAUAAAUCAACGAAGUAUACUUUUUAAAUUUUUAUUACUGGCUCAGAUAAAAAAGUUGUAAAAAAUGACCUUUACUAUUUGCUUCGUGAUUUCGACCAACUGUCGGAUAAGCCUUCUAACUUCUCAAAGCAAGUUAAGCCGACUGAUUCAAUUUUAAAAAAGUUAUUUUACUUUAAAGGCUGUGUUAAUACUUUUGUUCGUGUCCUUAUAUAUUUUUAUAACUCAUGACGCGAAAUUUUAUUUUACCUGAAAUCCGGUAUAAAGCAUUCAUAUCAUGUCUUUUACUCAUUUUUUCUUUUCUUUCUUUUCAAAUUAAUUCGUUUAACCAAUAAGAAAGUCAUUAUUCAGUUAUCUUCACCGAUUUUAUUUAUUUCGCAUAAAUUAUUUAAUAGUCAAUUGUAUUAUAAAUUUCUUACAUUGAUAAUAUGGAGAAUUGUUACUUGCUAUAUCCAGGAAAUGAUAACUUACGAUGAUAAGAAUAUUUUUUUACAUCAUGUUCUGUGACUUUCUAAUUUUAUGUAAUAUGAGGAUUCAAUGGAAUACAAUUUCAUGAACAUAUAGUGAGUAUCACUUAACAUUAAACAAUUUAAUAUUUAUUAUAUUUUUGCAUAUAAAUUUGUUUUUAUUAUAUUAUAACUAAAAUAAUUUAUACAUAAAUACUUUAACAUAUUUUUAUUCAAUAUAUAGCAAUUGCAAAGAUUCUCUCUCUUUUUCUUUUUCUAAUUACGUUUUAAAUAACAAAACUUUACAUUUUAUAUAAAUGUAACUUACUAAGUUAUUUUCUAUAACAAAAAGGAAAUAGAUUUUGAAUUAUAUUCGUCUAAAUUUAGAAUUAACUUAUUGUAUGUAGAUCUUCAAUUUGACUAAUUCAGUCACUAAAAUUGUUACACUAACAUAAACAUAUGUUUAAAAAUUUUCUGAAUAUUGAAAAUGAAUAAUAAAUGAUAAAUAUUUAUUUUAAAUGUAUAAAAUAUUAUGAAAAUAUUUGUUUGGCAUGUUUUAAAAAUAAAACAUGUCAAAAAAAUAUAGUAACAUUGUGCAAAGUGCUUAACAUAUGUUAUAAGGCUUAUAACAUAAGCUAUCAAGAGUAAUUCUUCUAUUUAGCGUUAUUAGUUUGGUAUUUAAUUGACUCAGAUAAACAUGUAUUAAAAAUGAAAAGUGAUAUAAAAUGUAUAUAUAUAUAUGUAUAAAUGUAUGAAGUACAGAGUACAGUAAAUGAUUUAAUCCUUUGCAUUGGACUUGAAAUUAUUGGUUGACAAUACAUUAGCUAAUAUAUUACAUAGUAAUAACUAAUAAUCACAAUUCUCACCAUAAAAAAUAUUAAAAAGUUUUUAUAAACGUAUAACAUGCAUUACAUUAUGUAACAUAUUGUACAAAUUAUACUAUCACAUUCAGUAUUAUUACAUGUUUGAUAUAUUAAAUGUAUGUUUUAUAAAAUACACUUUAUGUAAUAUACAUAUAUGUUUGAUGUGUUAACUUUAUUUAUCAAUAAUACAAGCAAUGCAAAAGAUUAAAUAUAUUUACGUACCUAUGGUAAAGGGAAAGAAUUUAUCAAUUCUACUGUGGAAAGUAAAAAGCAUUAUGUAUUUGUAUAAUUUACCAUGGCAUAAAUAUUAUAUUGAAUUAAUUGUACAGAAUGUGAAUUAAUGUUGCAAGAUUAUUUAAAUUCUUCAACAUAUAUCUAAUUGUUAUUAAGAAGAAUAUAGUAUAUAUAAAUAUUUAAUUAUAUCAUUAAGAAUAUGGCGUCCAGAUAAAGAAACAAUUUGGAGACUGAGGGAUAUAUCUUGCCUUUUUAUCUGUCUGAUUACGUCGAGUUAGCUAGAUAAGAGAGAGUAUUAUAGUGCAAUGGUGUAACUAUUUAUAGAUGUCACAUGUGAAUAUUAAAAGAAGCACAUUUCUUAUAUAUCUGUUAUAAUUCUAUUUCACAUGUUUUGAAGUGAUUGACUAUAUAUACCAUUAGAUUAAAACCAAAGAUAAAUUUAAAUAGUAAAAAAUUAUUAAACAUAAAUUGCAGAUUACAAAAAAAAAUCAUAUAUGCUUUGCUAUAUUACUGUCAAGUAUCCUAAUAUUAAUUAGGUAAUAGAGUUCCAAAAAAUUAACCUUAUGCAUCAAGUUUUAUUACUAUUUCAUAAUAGUAUUACGGUAUAAGGGUACUGGAAAAUAAGCUUAUUCUCAUAUAAUAAGCUGAUGUGUUUAUAAUUAUGUCAGUCAUUCAAUAAUACAACAGGUUUUAGUAUAAUAUAUUCCAGAAAGUAAAAGUUAUAUAAGUGUUUCAUACGGAAAUGUUUGCACUUUUGUAUCAUUUGAGUUAGAACUGUUACAAGUAAAUUAUUUAUUAUCAUAAUUUAGUCUAAUAGGUACUUGUAAUAAAAAUUUAUAUUACCAAUUUUUUUACUUAAAUUACGCAAAUUUAAAGGAUUAAAUUAAUGUACUAAUAUAAUUUUCCAAUACCCUGAGUAUUUUAAUUUUAUAGAUAUAUGUUAAAGGUAAAUAAUAAAAAAAUAAAAUAUAACAAUUAGGUAAAUAUCAAACUUUGAUUUUCAUUUCGGAAAACAUAUAUAGAAUGUGUUUGUAAUAAAAGUGUGAACAUUUUGCUUUAGUUAUCCUUUUUAUUUGAAGUGGAAGAGUCUAAUAUGUUUCAUGCGUAUCAUAAAAAAAGAAAAUAAAAUUUGAAAUUGAAAGGGAAAUGUGUGACAAAAUUAGUUUUAAACGAUGUGUUCACAUCUCUAAGUAGUAUCUUUGCUCUAAAAGAUAUGCAGGACUACAACUAUGAAGUUCCUUUCUCAUAAUUUAAAAUUAAUCAUGUACACACUUAAAAGUCAAAAUAUUCAAUGAGAUUCCAGUUUCCAUAUUAAUUUAUUUACUCAUAAUUUCUGUAAAAAGAAUAGCAUAAAUAAAUAAGUCAUAUAUAAAAAAUAAUACAUAAGAUCAUGUACUGAUACAACAAGGCCUUUUGUAUUUUCACAUUCUAUACUAUCAUUACUACAGUUUUCACAAAUCUGAUCUGAUAAUUAUUUGAAGAACUAAAUGUUAAGCUAAAGCUAAUGCCUUAGUUAUCCAUGGCGUAAGUUGUAUGUAGAAUAUUCUUAUGUUAUCUUCUUUAUGGAAACAUGAAUGUGUCAAAAUAUUCUACUCAUGUAUUAACGCACUGGUGACGAUAUAGUAGUCAUUAAUAAAGUCUAUAAAAUUCUAA
This is a messenger RNA of Bombus terrestris (buff-tailed bumblebee), 6706 nucleotides long. It is a transcript of the gene qtc, whose product is annotated as protein quick-to-court. Bases 952 to 2928 code for a protein of 658 amino acids. The transcript has 9 exons. The record is from RefSeq and is a predicted model, not a curated record. NCBI's taxonomy places the organism in Eukaryota, Metazoa, Arthropoda, Insecta, Hymenoptera, Apidae.